CACGCUCCCGUAUAACUGUCGAUGUUUCAUUUGUUUUCGGAACAUAAUUGAAUAUCGAAGUCGAGAUUUGAAUUUAGAAACUUAAUUUUAUUUUUUAUUUAGUGAGGUUCUAUGAUGUAUCGCCAAGGAGGUUCUACCAAGGAGUUUUGGAUGCAGUUGCAGUGUUUAAGAGUGAUGCAGCUGGUGUUGUGUGUGUGAAUCAUGGAUGAAUUUUGUAUUGUACUUUGGAAGACGGCGAUAUGACGGCCCAGGAGAGAAGCAAUAUUUUCUCGGAUGAUGACGAGGACUUGCGGCCGCGGCAGCAGAGCCUCGGUGGAGUCCUGAGACGAGAAGGCAACUGGAAAUGCUUCAUGCUAACCCUGAUGAUUGCUGGCUGCCUCGGCUCCGUCGCCUGGUGCAACACCGCCGAAAUCGACAGAGACCUCAUUGAUUUUAGCAAUUUUGUGUCCGUCAGGCAUCCUAUAAAACGGACGGUCCGUGAGUCGCCCUGUGAUGUAGGAUACGCCUACAUCCCCAUCGCCUUUGUCCUGCUACUCUACUUGGUGUACCUGGUGGAAUGCUACCAUAGUACUGCCAGGAUACAGCUGGCGAGGAGAGUGGAUGUGGCUGCUGUCAGCGCCAGGGUACAUGCCAUGAGAAACGCUACGCCACGAGUCUGGUGGAAGGCAAUAUGCUACCACUACGUGCGACGUAAGCGGCAAGUCACGCGAUAUAGAAACGGAGAUGCCUAUACAACUACACAGGUCUACUACGAGAGGGUAAACACUCACAGUGCCAGUACAUCCUUUGCUCACGCCUGUUGUGGGCAGCGAGAUGCUUCCAGAAAUCUGGUUCUGGAUUCCAAGACGCCAAUCACCAAAGUACGCUUUAGUAAAGGCUUCGCAUUUGCCAAUAUUGAAGCGGCUAGCGAAUUCGAAGACCAAAGAUCAAGGUUCUUCGCUGAGCACGAAAGGUUCGACGACUUCAUGGAAAUGCGCGAAGGCUUGGACCUAAUCGGAGUCAGCUCAUUCAAAGAAUAUAUGGUAGCUUAUAGUCAUUUGUAUUACAGGGAUGCUGACCGAUGUCCGUGGUAUUCAUCUCAACUGCUUUUCUGGACUCUUUCUUGUCUCCUUCUCUCGUGGCCUCUGCGUAUACUCAUAGAAUGCAAUACAGCUUAUGUACAUUAUACGAUUACGAAGAUAUUUGGAACGAAUUAUGAAUUAGAUCCCAGUAGGCAGUUAGAUAUUGAUACUCACAUGUCAGAUACUUUGCCACCAGUGACUGCCAAUAACUACGCGUGGGCACUUGCUGAUGAGCAAAGUGCUGUGCUGUGUUCAGCUCCCCGUCCACCUCGUACCUUACCCCUCUCACACGCUUCCACUGUCGACAGUCUCGAACUAUUUGCUGCAAUACGUGGAAACUGUGCCUUAGUACCCUCUUAUUCUGAAGCUAUGCGUAUUGACGCAGCACUUAGAGAAGAACCAGCAGCAGCAGCCGCAGAUGACGGCACUGACAGUGCUGCAGCUGGAGUUGUUAUAGAUAUGGAGCCCGAAGCUCGAUCAUCUCCACUUAGGACAGCUAAAGCAGCGUCAUUUGACGAACCUCCACGAAGACCAAAAGUUACUAUCGCCACUACACAUUCCACACAGAACAUUUCUGCGACAGCCAGAUCUAAUGAAGCAAAGCAGCUUAACAGACGCUCUUGGGCGGGAGUUCUUACAACCGCAAGAAGUGCCAGGCAGAUCUUAGAAGAAUUUAGGUCAUCAAAUUCACAAACAAGUUACGAACAAAUGCCAGAACCUCAAGUAAGUGAAAACGGAGAAACUACAUUAUAUUUCUCUAGAGAAUUAUCGCCAACUUGUUCCAGAGAUCCGUUUGGUGGUCGUGCACAAACUACGCCUACUGAUGAGCCACCUUCAUAUGAAGAGGCACUAAAAAUGCCUGCGCUGAGGAAAUUAACGAGGUCUAUUACGGGGACUAAUUUAGCCGGUUCCAGACGAGCAUUCCUGCGAGAUGUGCUCACAAAUAGGAGGUCGUGUCUGGAGGGCGUCGGCGUGUUAGCAGGAACUAAGGUAGUUAGGUUGCCGUAUAGCGAAUCCGGUGACGAGACGCCUCUAUAGCGCUUCAGUAAGGCCCGUGCAAUUACUGACUUUAUAUGGUGCAAUAAAAUGUUAUUAGGUACUUGAAUGGAGAGACUACCGUAUUGUGUGAAAUAGAUAAAGCAGUUAAUAGUGAUAGUGUUUGUACUAACGUGUUUAUACGCUUUGGAACUGUAGGAAUAAAUGAGGAAUGAGCUUGCAAAUAUAGUUAAACAUGUAUAUACGUGGAAUUGACGAUGGAAUUCAAGUUUUUGUCAAGCUAUUAAUAUUCUGGAAAAGCCAUUUUGUCUCGACAAUGACGUAAACUGGUAUACUGAUAUUUGGCUUAGAUUAAUGUUUAAUGCUCGUAUUCUACGACAAAUGUGACUGGUCACUUGCUAUUUAAUACUAUUUUUAAAUGAAUUGUAUUAAAUCUACCUUUAGAUAGUGACUGAAUUAAUUGGAAAGCCUAUUCAAUCAUUCUUAGUUAUCUGUAACUGUUUACUUUGUUGUAAUAAAAUAUACUUUUACAUAUACAUUUUUUGAAUGUCAUAGUGUUCCAAAACGCUUGAUUUAUUGGAGAUUAUUUAAAAUAAUAUUUAAAUACAAUUCUAUUUCACUUGAAAUCCUUGAAAAAAAUAAACGACCAGCAGUUUUUAUAGCACAAUCGCUUUUAUUCUGAAUAAAAAAGUAAUACGGAAUGGACCGGCGAUGUUCUUUGUUCAAUGAAAUAGGUGUAUCCUAUUUCUUAGGAUUAAAGAACAAGACGCUCCUCUAAUUGAACCUACUGUGAAUUUUACACAGAAUUGUCAAGUAAUUGGACAUUAUAUAUAAGUUUAUAUAUAAGUACAAUGUAGGUAUAAGGCAGUGCCUUAUAACAUUGUUAUAGUUUAAAGCGACAUAAAUAUAUAUAUAAUUAUAUUGCAAUUACUGUAUGUACUGUAUAAAGUAAAUAUAGCGCGAUGCGUAAGCUUUACCGCACCACUUAGAUAGAAAAUAUUAUAAGCAAAACCCUUUUAUAUUCAAAAUUAUGUAGGUGCACUAAUUAGCGCCGAACACGAAAAAAUUCUAUUCUUAUAAGUCCGAUUCGUGAUACGAAAGUAAUUCUUGUCAUUAACGAAGACUACGUAUGUAUAUUUAAUGUUAGUAACUGUUUGCUUUCGACGAAUGAAUUGGAAUUUUCGAAGGAAAGUUUUUUGUGCGCCUUUAGGCUUAAAGGUGCUGGAGUACGGAGGACGAAUAAAUAAUUAUUUCGAUUAGUUGACGAAUGUCAGUUUGUUUGGACACGAAAUAAUGAAUUCCUUUGAUGUUCGGUUUAAAAUAUUCCUUUACAAGUCGUCCCACUCUGUUCUCUAAUGCGAAUACAUUUUGAGAUAUUUAUUUUUGUUUUACUUCUAAAAAAUGUAAAAUAAUUAAAUGGUAGGCAAUUGCCAAAGUGAUAUUAACGUAAGUAGCUUAUUAGGGAGCUCGAUUCAAUUAAUAUGGCUUACCCAUGGAACCAAUUAAAGUAUUGUAUAUUUUAAUCUUUUUAAAUCAUGUUUAUAACCACGUUAUUAAUUAAUAUUGGUAAAUAAAUGUACAUUUCAGUGCAAUUCUGUAUACAGAUAUUAUUAUUAAGUUACAUUCUGUGGAGCUUCGAUGAAACCUAGUAUAAAAUUAAUC
Spodoptera litura is the source of this 3719-nucleotide messenger RNA. RefSeq names its product transmembrane protein 151B. Lineage: Eukaryota; Metazoa; Arthropoda; Insecta; Lepidoptera; Noctuidae. The record is from RefSeq and is a predicted model, not a curated record.